Fukomys damarensis (Damara mole-rat) is the source of this 3313-nucleotide messenger RNA. It is a transcript of the gene Pdk1, whose product is annotated as pyruvate dehydrogenase kinase 1. Gene Ontology annotation, molecular function: pyruvate dehydrogenase (acetyl-transferring) kinase activity. The record is from RefSeq and is a predicted model, not a curated record. The coding region runs from base 1 to 1131 and encodes 376 amino acids. The transcript has 11 exons. Gene Ontology annotation, biological process: regulation of glucose metabolic process; protein phosphorylation. Lineage: Eukaryota; Metazoa; Chordata; Mammalia; Rodentia; Bathyergidae. Gene Ontology annotation, cellular component: mitochondrion.
AUGAAGCAGUUCCUGGACUUCGGAUCAGUGAAUGCUUGUGAAAAGACCUCAUUUAUGUUUCUUCGGCAAGAGUUACCUGUUAGAUUGGCAAAUAUAAUGAAAGAAAUAAGUCUCCUUCCAGAUAAUCUUCUCAGGACACCAUCUGUUCAAUUGGUACAAAGCUGGUAUAUCCAGAGUCUUCAAGAGCUUCUUGAUUUUAAGGACAAAAGUUCUGAAGAUGCUAAAGCUAUUUAUGACUUUACAGAUACUGUGAUACGGAUCCGCAACCGACACAAUGAUGUCAUCCCUACCAUGGCCCAGGGUGUGAUUGAAUACAAGGAGAGCUUCGGAGUGGACCCUGUCACCAGCCAGAAUGUGCAGUACUUUCUGGAUCGUUUCUACAUGAGUCGCAUUUCAAUUAGAAUGUUACUCAAUCAGCACUCUUUAUUGUUUGGGGGAAAAGGAAGUCCAUCUCAUCGAAAACACAUCGGCAGCAUAAAUCCAAACUGUGAUGUAGUUGAAGUUAUUAAAGAUGGCUAUGAAAAUGCUAGGCGCCUGUGUGAUUUGUAUUAUAUUAAUUCUCCUGAACUAGAACUUGAAGAACUAAAUGCAAAAUCACCAGGACAGCCAAUACAAGUGGUUUAUGUACCAUCCCAUCUCUAUCACAUGGUGUUUGAACUUUUCAAGAAUGCAAUGAGAGCAACUAUGGAACACUAUGCUGACAAAGGUGUUUACCCCCCUAUUCAAGUUCACGUCACACUGGGUAACGAGGAUUUGACUGUGAAGAUGAGUGACCGAGGAGGUGGUGUCCCUUUAAGGAAGAUUGACAGACUCUUCAACUACAUGUAUUCAACUGCACCCCGGCCCCGUGUAGAAACCUCUCGAGCAGCACCUCUGGCUGGUUUUGGUUAUGGGUUGCCCAUAUCGCGUCUGUAUGCACAAUACUUCCAAGGGGACCUGAAGCUAUAUUCCCUGGAGGGCUACGGCACAGAUGCUGUUAUCUACAUUAAGGCUCUGUCGACAGAAUCAAUCGAAAGACUCCCCGUGUAUAACAAAGCUGCCUGGAAGCAUUACAACACUAACCACGAGGCUGAUGACUGGUGCGUCCCCAGCAGAGAGCCAAAGGACAUGACAACGUUCCGCAGCGCCUGAUGCACGUGGAACACCUGGAAAGUCCAAGUGCGGCUUUGGUGUUAAAUUUAGAAGAGAUGUUGUUCGGAACUAUAUUAUACCAAAUACUUCAUGUGUCAUUUUGCAAUUAACUCUUUGGGUAGAAUAAAUGGAAACUGAAUUCUACUUGUGCCUGUUAAACCUCCUAAAGGACAGAGUAUACAUGUAUAUUUUACAUGUAUAUUUUCACAGUUAAUUGAACAUGUAUUUUAAACAAUUGUAGUUUUAGUCAACUUUAUUCCUUUUUUUUUUGGUACUGGGAAUCAAACUCGGGACCCUUGUGCUUGCAAGGCAGGUGGCAGAACCACUGAGCUAAGUCCCUGGCCCUGUCAACUUUAUUCUUUAUGUAGACUUCAGAAGUGUGGAAGUCUUUGGGUUUAUAUAAGAAAUGGGUAAUUUUUAAAAUAUGUUUCACUUAUGUCUGUUAGAAACAUUUUCUGAAUAAUACCGAUUAGCUGGUUAGCUGUCUUUCUGUUAUCUGGAGUUCUGCUCUUCUUUAUUUAGUACUGAUAAGAUGCUCUUGGUGUUAUCAGUGACCAACUACAAAUAAAGCAGAACACAGUUGUAGGUGUAGAACCAGCCUUCGUUCAUCAUCUCCAUGUAUUGUCUUAGCUCUGAAUUCAGUUGAUCAUUUUAUAAUUUGAUACAAAUAGGUGUUAAUGAUUAGUUUUUUGUGGAUCUAGGGUAAGCAUGGCAGUCUGUUUCAGGUGUGCUUUUGAUUAAUGCUAAGGGAAUAAGUUAGCAAUUACUAAAAUGAUAGAGAUAAAUUCAGGGCAAAGCAUCAAGUCCUCAAAACUAAAUUAUUACUGAGAAAGUUUACUUGGGGGAAUUUUUGAAAACAGUAGGGUUUUUCUGAGUCCCAAUCCAGACACAAUCAGAACUUCUAGGACUGGAGUUCAGGGAUUCUCAGUUUUUAAAACAUUUGCAAUGUGAGUCUGAUUUUUAGAACUGCUUCCCCCCACCUUCAGUACCAGGGAUUGAUCUCAGGACCUUGCACAUGUGAGGCAGGCAUAGCGCCACUGAGCUACAUCCCUGACCCUUAGAAUUGCUCUUUUAAAGUGAAUAGUGACUUUGCUGAAGUAACGGAGAGAUCUUUAGGUUUUGGUUUCCACCUGUUUAAAUGUCAGAUUUCUAGACUGAUCUAAACUUAGUGCAAUUAGACAAACACACCCUUAGAAGCAAGAGAACAAAAUACUGCAGGAGAACUGUUUGGUACCAAAGGAUCACCUUAUUUUUAGUUCAAGAGGCAAGAAAGAACAUGUAUUUUUCUAAAAGUAUCCAGAUUCUGUUACCAGGGAAAACUCAACUUACAUUUAUUCUAAUCCUUUGCAUUUGUGUAGUAAUUUGUAAUUUACAAGUACUUUGAGAUAUUAUUAUAACUUGUUGUUCUUCAAAACAAAGCACUAAAGAGCAAGUGGAUUCAGAGUGAUGCAGAGUCGCAGAGAUGAAGCCAGAGCCCAGGCUGUCGAUCACACCAUCCACAGGCAAGUCUAGGAGGCUGUGAACUUCACUCUAUCUUUUAAGAUAGGGAAAGUCAUUGAAACUACACAUUUUAUACAUGUAUCAAGUCAUUAUACUGUGCCCCUUGAAUAUGUACAGUUUUUUUAAAAAGUCAAAUCAUAUAGCACAAAGUAGAAUUCUUGUACUUCUCAGAAAAAGAAAAUGUAUGUGAAUCUGUAAAUUUGGAAGGGAGGUUAGUCCAGGUUCUCAUUUAAGAGGAGAGGGUCAUAAGACUCAGAGACCUGCCCCAAUGGACCAGGGCUUCGUAGCUAAUCAGACUCGAUGCUGAAAAAGAUACAGACCUUUCUUCACCUACUACUGUUCCUUAGCAUGGGGUAUGUGGAAAACAGCAGAACACGUUAAUGCUUGACUUGUAUUAGUUCAGUGCAUUACAAUUUGAGGGGGUAUCUGGGAUCAAACUUGGGACCUUGUACUUGUGAGGCAGGCGGUGGAACCACUGAGCUAAAUCCCUGGCACAUUACAGUUUUUUAGCUUUGAAUUUUUCUUGUAGGGAUGAAAUAUUUUAGGAUCUUUUGGAUUAAAAUACUCUUUCCUAAAUGAGACAUUUGUACAACUAAACGAUGUUUUUACUAUGAAAUAGACUUUCCUACCCCAAGAAAAUUAGUUUUUCUCUAUAUAUCUAAGAGCUAACAAAUAAUGUUUU